Molecule: messenger RNA, 840 nt
Organism: Helianthus annuus (common sunflower)
Lineage: Eukaryota; Viridiplantae; Streptophyta; Magnoliopsida; Asterales; Asteraceae
Exons: 2
Coding region: 247-627 (126 amino acids)
Source: RefSeq, a predicted model, not a curated record
CAUGUGUAUAAACCACGUCCACAUAUUCCAUAUUUUUUUUGAAAAGCACCCAAAGCCUUGUGUACAACCCACUGAAGCUGAAAGUAGUUGCUAAUUUAUAUAGGUGUUAAUGGUAUAUGCUUGAUUCUAUUUUGGUCUUCUAAUUAGUUAUAUUACAAAUCUUUGUUUUGUUUAUGGUUUAAGUUGUUUCUUCCACUUCCGAAAGAGCUUCCAACAACAACAUUGGUCCACUUGAAAUACCUAUUUAUGGAAUGGAUAUGGUUAAGGCACAAAUAUGCGGUAUCUUUUCUUGUUCAUUUGAUCAGAAGCUCUCCAAACCUGGAGAAACUUAAGCUAGAGAUUUCAGUCGAUGAUGACUUGUUUGAUGAAUCUAUUACGGGCUUCGUUACGCUUGAUGAUUAUUCAGAUAUUAUGUUGGAGUAUCUUAACGAAUUGGAGAUUCUACAUUUUAGCGACGCCGAUAAUGAGUUGGAUUUUGUGAAGCUUAUAUUGGCUAAGUCACCUGUACUAAAGAAGGUGAGAAUACUCCUAUGGGAUCAAUUUGAUAAAGAUGAAAGAUUGCGGAUUUCACAAAUGUUUUUACACUCCCCAUGCGCAUCGCCUGUAGUAAAACUCAGUGUAAGUUGAAAUCCACUCAUUUGUAGCACUUGGGGGUUUUGUUUGCUGUUUAGUGAAAUGAACAAUUUUGUUUCUACCUCAUAUGGGAUUUUGACAAUUAUGAUCUUUUGCAACUUGAAUUUGUUAAAAUGUUAUUUUCCACAUGUAUUAGUGCAAAGGGCAAGAUUGUGACUGGGGACAAGAUUGCAUUGUUUCUGUAUCGAGUCAGAUAGUUUGUUGAGG